AUGGCUGAGGUCGCAGCGCGCAAGCGUGCGCGCUCCUCGUCGCCCGUGUGCGAUGUUCUUGCUUCUCCUCUGGAGGUCCUUCUGAAGCGUCGGCGGCGAGACCUCUCCCGUACGUCGUCGGUGGCGUUACCUCCGCCGUCGCAGCCAAUCUUCGACCCUCCAGGCGGGACUGGCGGAGAUACCGCCAUGCCGUCGAGCUCCUCUCCGGGAGGGUUACCAAGCUCUUCUUCGCCCGGCUUCGAGAACUACAGUCACGAUGCCAACUCUCUACGCGGAAUAGAGAGACGAAGGACACGCAACUGGGAGCGCCUCAAUGCACCUGCCCAUGCGGGGCCGAGCUGCGAACCCGACUCGUCACCCGUCGCGCGACGCAGUAUGAGCGAUCGCCACCUCGUCUCCUCGAGUCCUGUCCGGCACCAGCCUCCCGCGCCUGUGUUCCGCGACGAAUGGAGUGCAGAAGAGCGCCUCCGCGAGUGGGGCGAUGAGUACGCCUCGCAGAACUCGGUUUUGCAUUCCCUGCACCUCGCCCGCCUCGAGAGUCAACAGUCUCUGCACAGCCUGCACUCGGUAGCGAGUGCGGCGUAUUCGCCUUUCGAGCUCACUGAGCCGGCGUCGAGUCCGGCACCAAUGCCAUCGGCUACGCCUCUACGAACACCAGCGAGCGCGAACCCGUGGCGCACGCACCAGACACCUGGCUUCACACCUGGUGGCUUCACGUCGAGCGAGUAUGUCUCGUCGCCUUUAUUCUCGCCUCCUCCGCACUCGGGCCCGCACCACACGCACGCCACGCCGAGCCGCACCGGAGAAGCGCACGGCGAGGUCCGCGCAAGCUAUGAGGAGACGAACCGCCUCCUGGCCGAACUCAACUUUGCCCGCUUACGCAGACACGACGCCAUGAGCUCCUCGCCCCCGCCUCCGUCGACUGAUCCCGCCAUGGACGAGCAGUGGUAA
This is a messenger RNA of Trichosporon asahii var. asahii CBS 2479, 951 nucleotides long. RefSeq lists its product as uncharacterized. The transcript has 2 exons. NCBI's taxonomy places the organism in Eukaryota, Fungi, Basidiomycota, Tremellomycetes, Trichosporonales, Trichosporonaceae. Bases 1 to 951 code for a protein of 316 amino acids. The record is from RefSeq and is a predicted model, not a curated record.